AUGAUUGUACUGGGAUAUGCCGUCGCCAAGUACCUAAAAACCCAGCACAUGAGCGUGACAGAUGAUCGCAGUGGGUUUAAGAUGAGACUAUGGCCGUCUGGCUUGAAAUCGCAACCGACGCUGGUGUUGCUCGGAGUAUCGGCAACGGCGACUUUUCUAAAUCUGGUUCUUUGCACCGCCAGUUUCUCAUCUACCGUGCGCCACGUUACAAAAGUCGGCAACAUUGCCACCGUCAUUGUUUCUACUAUUGCUAUUAUCCUCUGGCUGACGGCUGGUAUUUUGUACAAGGUGGAUGACCUCAAUGAGCUAGAGCACUACGACAUGCUCUCUUACAUGCGUUAUGCUUGGUGGGCAGUGAUUGUCGUUGGUGUCCUGGAGCUGACGGCACUCGGAACAGUUGUCUGGGCUAUUUGCACUCCUAAGAAAAGGGUCAGACCAGUAAUGGAUGGUAUGGAAGAGGAUAUCAAGGACUCACUACUGACACCAAAGGGCUGGUCGGAUACCAACCGCUCAGACGUCGAAUGGGGGACGCAGGUAGGGGAAGUCUGCAAUGAAAGAUAUUCCAUUUUCUUACUAUCCUACUUAUCUUUGAGAAUCUUCUCAACAAGAAGGAUCACACAAGCCACAAGAAGAGAUACAAAUGAAUACGAAAGCAGCGUAUUUGCUGUCUAUUUUACCAGAUACCUAAGCACAAGUGCCAACUCUUAUUUUUUUGACAACGGUCGUUCAGGGUAG
Molecule: messenger RNA, 735 nt
Organism: Trichoderma harzianum CBS 226.95
Lineage: Eukaryota; Fungi; Ascomycota; Sordariomycetes; Hypocreales; Hypocreaceae
Exons: 4
Coding region: 1-735 (244 amino acids)
Source: RefSeq, a predicted model, not a curated record